Molecule: messenger RNA, 1004 nt
Organism: Fundulus heteroclitus (mummichog)
Lineage: Eukaryota; Metazoa; Chordata; Actinopteri; Cyprinodontiformes; Fundulidae
Product: L-selectin-like
Exons: 2
Coding region: 309-731 (140 amino acids)
Source: RefSeq, a predicted model, not a curated record
GUCGAUGCUCACAUUUAGUUUAUUACACAGACAGGAAUUCAUCAAAAAAAUUCCACUUGAUUCAAGAAAAGAAAAACUGGACAGAAGCUCAGAGUUACUGCAGGAAAGAACACACAGACCUAAUCAGUGGACUGACACAGCUCCAGGAUGAGGAGGUAAAGACAGAAUGCAGUUCUGUUGCAGGUGGUACAUACAUUUUAAUCGGUCUGUUCAGAGACACCUGGAGGUGGUCAGAUGGAAGCAGUUUCUCCUUUAGACACUGGAAUCUACAGUUUGACUAUCAGAUAAUCAACAGUGGUCAAUGUGCCAUGACUGUGUUUGAUGAAGAAGGCAGAUGGAGGAAUGAGAACUGUGCUCACAGAAAACCCUUCAUCUGUUAUGAUGAUAGAGUGAUCCUGAUCAAAGAAAAGAUGAACUGGAAGGAUGCCUUAUCCUACUGCAGAAAUCACCACCAUGACCUGGUCACCAUCACCAACCUGGAUGAGCAGAGAUGGGUCCAGGAGAAAGCCAAGAACGCCUCAACUCCUUUUGUUUGGAUGGGACUGCGCUACAACGGCACUGGUGUCUGGUUCUGGGUCUGUAAGGAGAGUUUGGUCAGCAAUACGAGCCAGGCGUCAGAACGAUGGACGAAUGAUCAUCACAUUUCUGGAGCCAUGGAUGCAGGAGGACAGCAUAGGUGGUUCCAAAGAAAUGACACAGAGGAGUUGAAUUUCAUCUGUUCUAAGGUUUAAAGCUCAUUCUGCUCUCUGGUAACAUGGGUUUAAUUUUAUCUACAAGAGUUUCUGUCUUUUAGCUAGGAGCUUUACAAAAAUGUAGAAACUAUACUGAUACUGAGGGAAAUUAUAUCUAUAAGAAGAAAUUAAGACUGCAGUUACUGUUCUGAAAGUUUAGUUAAUCUGCAGUUUCUAAGUACAAGAGCACAGAUGUACAGUAUAUUGAUCAAAUGUUGGUCUAAAACAUAGACAUAAUUACAACAUAAUACUGUAUUGUUUUCUCUUAAGUGG